GAAACAAUAUGGCGGCGCAUAAAGGGGGAGUUGGCCUGUUCCGUAUUCAUGUCUGAACCGAGAGGAGAAGGAGCGAGAAGAGAUCCGUAGGCAUCCUCUAGUGCAGCGAGUGUGGAGCCACGGAAAUAGGCGGUUGCAGCCUCGGAAGCGCCAUUUUGGCUGGAACUAACUCGGACUCCUUCCAGCAGCCAUGGCCGUUCCGUCAGCAGAGAGUCCGAGCUCAGCAGGAGAGAUCCCUUGGUGUUUCUCACAGGUCAAGGGCACCAUUGAGGAGGAGGUGACAGAAGCCGACAUUAUCUCCACCGUGGAGUUCAACCAUGAUGGAGAGUUUUUAGCGACAGGUGACAAAGGAGGGAGGGUGGUCAUAUUUCAGAGGGACGGAACAAAGAUGAGGCAAUCCAGAAGAAGAACCAGCUCUCCGCCGGUGUUUCGCUGUGACUACAACGUCUACAGCACGUUCCAGAGCCACGAGCCGGAGUUUGACUACCUCAAGAGUCUGGAGAUAGAGGAGAAGAUCAACCAGAUUGCCUGGGUCAAACCCUCCGGCUCUUCUCUCUUCCUCCUCACUACAAAUGACAAGACGGUCAAGCUGUGGAAGAUAUCUGAGCGAUGUCGCCACUACAGCGACCUCAAUACCAUCACAGACGACGGGAUGCUGCGAGAGAAAGAGGCACUCGCGGAGCUCAGAAUCCCUCGCAAGUGCGAGGAGGACAUCUCGGUCGAGGCCCUGCCGCGGAGAAUAUUCUCCAACGCCCACGCCUACCACAUCAACUCCAUAUCUGUGAACAGUGACGAUGCGACGUACCUCUCGGCAGAUGACCUGAGGAUUAACGUCUGGCAUCUCGAGAUCACCGACCAGAGCUUUAACAUUGUGGAUAUAAAGCCGGCCAACAUGGAGGAGCUGACCGAGGUGAUCACCGCGGCGCAGUUCCACCCCAUCAGCUGCCACCUCCUCAUCUACAGCAGCAGCAAGGGCACAAUUCGUCUCUGUGACAUGAGAGAGAAGGCCCUGUGCGACGAACACGCCAAGUUGUUUGAGCAACCAGAGGAUCCCAGCACCCGCUCCUUCUUCUCCGAGAUAAUAGCCUCCAUUUCUGACGUCAAGUUCAGCCACAGCGGACGUUACAUCCUCUCCAGAGACUACCUCACUGUCAAGGUAUGGGACAUGAACAUGGAGUCUCGGCCGGUGGAGGUGUAUCCGGUACACGACUACCUGCGCAGCCGACUCUGCUCCCUCUACGAGAAUGACAGCAUCUUUGACCGAUUCGAGUGCAGCUGGAACGGAGACGACACAAAAGUCAUAACUGGGACGUACAACAACUUCUUCCGAAUCUCUGACAGACAGUUGGGAGAGGACUGGUGCUACGAGGCCUCUCGAGACAUGUCCACGCUCGGCCAGAUUCUCAGGCACAAGAGAGUCGUGUCCACAAACCGCAAGAAGAAGGACGAAGUGAGCGUGGAGUCUCUGGACUAUUCCAGGAAGAUCCUACACGCUGCGUGGCACCCGAGAGACAAUAUCCUGGCCAUUGCUGCCACCAACAACCUCUAUCUUUUCCACGAACAGCAGCCUUAGAAUAGGGUGGGAGGACAGGCAUUGGUGGUGUUCACUUCUUCUCACUAUUCUCACACACUUUCUCUCUCUCUCUCCCUCCCUCUCUCUUGCGACCUUGCUGAAGCCACCGUCCUACCAUUUUUUUUGUAGUAACACGAAUUUCAUGGUGCUACAGUGAUAAUUAUCGUUACCUUUAUUUAAGCGUUACUGCAUACUUACUAUUUCCCUUGGUUGUGUUCUCUGGUGCUUAUGGGACAUGUACAUGAUGUAGUUUGACUGUGUACAAUCAACUCUCCUUUACUUCCUGUUCUCUUCAUUCUCUCGUCUUUUUUUUCCUUUGUGUGUGACUUUGUGUGUAUAACUUCAACAUCACACACACUUAAUCUCGUUUUAUCACAUGAUCUUUCUUUUCUUCACUCUCACUUAUUUUUUAGAAGAAAGUGUUAUACAAAUUAUGUAGAAAGAUUUCUUGGCUCUUUUCGGAUGUGCGCAGUGACUAAGACGACGUAUAGAUCUACAAAAGGAAUCAUCUUUGUGCGACACAACACAAAAAACUAUAUAGCAUGCACUCUAGACAAUGGGUAUUGACAGAUUGGCCGAUCUGUGUGACUUGCCAUUGCAAUUACACCGUACAAUGCACUAUGGUUCGCUCUGCUGAUUGGUGAUGCAAAACGGCUACUACACUAUGUGUACAUACUACACUUCUGUCUCGUUGCCGCCAGUAGAAGGUGACCGGGUCUUCCUGUUCGGCUGGCACGGAGGUCACCUCCUCCUCUUGCUGCGAGUUGGGAACCGGUUCCUCUGUUUCGUGCUGCUCUGCCUGAGCCGACGGUGGGUUUGUCUCCCCUGGUGCGACAGGCGAGGAGGACUCCUCUUUUUCUUCUCGUGUUUCUGUCGCAGAUUGGACCUCUUUUUCUUUGUAUGUCUCCGUCGCAUGGUUGACCCCUUUCUCUUCGUCUGUUGAUGACUGGACAGUCUCAACAUGUGUCUCGGGUGCUUGCUGCUCCUGUUGGGAACUGGUCUGUGUCUCUGCUGGCUGCUCCACCGAGGGUGGAGAGUUGCUGUCUUCGGCUUCUUGUCGUCUGCGAGGUGCUGUAGGAGGUGGUGCUUGCUUCACUUGUACAGUGGGGGCACCCUCGGUGGGCUCAAUGUCGAUCUGACUUCGUCGUUUGUUCAUCAGUUUAUGUAACUCUGGCGACAUCCCAGUGGCAGAUGCACUCCUGUACUGUCGAGUCUCCACCUGUUUUCUUAAUUGGACCUGAUUAGAAUUGGAUUCCGUGCCUGCCAUCUGCUGGCCGGGCUCCAAAUUUCUGGGAGCCUCAACCUGCUCGUAUCUCUGGUGGCGUUUCGCAAGUAUUGAGGCCAGUUUGGGAUCCACCUGUUGCUGGCCAUAGAUGCCUGUCUUUGGCGGCUCGAACUUGUUCUGGAAGAAGAACCCGUCGCUUACUGGAACCAUCUUUCCCCUUCGUCCGGGGGUGCUCCGUCGGAGGACUUCGCCAGCUUUCGUGGCCACGUCUUCUGCCUCUGCAGACUGGGAAUAUUUGUACGGGGACUCCUUGAACGUAGGAGAGACUUGCUGGCUGCGAGUGAAGGCAGGGGACCGCGACGGGGAUCGCUGUGGGGUUACGGGGUACCGCAGACUGUGACCUUUGCCCGAUGAUAGUCGCCCUUCGAGGGUCGCAAUUCGUCGGUUGGCGGCAGCUAGCUGGGAGUCUUUCGCCGAGAGUUGCUGGUUCUUGGCCGUGAUCUCCCUGGCUUUUGCUUUGAUGAGCGAGUCCUUGGCUCGCAGGGCCUGAUCGUGCAUCUGUAUCCUGCGCUCCUUGCUGUGCACCAUCUGCUUGUAGCCAUCGAGCUCUUCCUUGCAAGCCAAGGCGGCCUUCUCCUUUACUUCUAGCUCCUGUGUGAGACCGUCUACCUCCAGUUCUUUGGCGUCGAGCUCGGCUUGCUUCCCCUCGAGUGUCUGGGUGAGAGAGCUGAGGUUGUCUUUCAGCAGUGCUGCCUGCUCAACCUCCUGCAUCACCUGCAGGAUGCUGGCGUAGGGCGGUGGAGUGGAUACAGCGUGCCCCUCCACCUCUUGCAAGACUUCGGCCAUUGUUGGUCGACUCCCGGGAUCGUCCUCCAGACACCGCUUCACCAGACCCAGGAGAGCAUGACUCUCGCCCAGCUCCCGGAGACUCUGGUCCCGUCUCUCGGCCUCGGUGCAGGUGAGUGUCCUACCCGCAUCCGCCGGAUCCAACCGCUCCUUCGCCGCAGGCUGGGGGUACUGCUGAGUGACGACGUGGAGCACCAGGUUUCCGUAGCUGAAGACGUCGCCCUUCACCGUCCGCAAGCCGCCUCCGGGCUCUGCGGCUUCCGGAGCCGUGUAGCUGGAAUCUGGGAGCGAGACUCCUGACGGAUUGACGAACCCACAGAUCUUGGCUUGCAGGGAGAUGGUGAGGAGGAUCUUUUCCGGGCAGAGACGGCCGUGCACCAUCGGCUUCUUCUGCUCGUGAACGUAGCGCAACCCGUUGGCCACGUCUAGGAGUAUGGAGCUCUUCGCGUAGGUGGGCAUGUGCUGGUAGUCUUCAAGGCAUUUUGCCAAGUUGAGUGGGAGAACUUCGCUAACGAGCGUCGGGCCCGAGUUGCUGCUGCCGAACAGCACCCCCAACAACUGCACGACGUUCGGAUGGCGAACUUGCGCAAGCUGCAAACACUGCUCGACAAACACUUGCCCCGUCGUAGAUUCCUCGCCCUCGUGUUGAUCUCUCGCUGGCUUCUCAAAUAGUCUAGCGUCGAAUUUCUUCCCAGCACACUGCAGGCCGCGUAUCUUGAUGGCGUAGACGGUGCCGUAAUGCCCCUGGGCUAGCUUGACCCGCGUCUCCUCGAUCCACGGACCGGCAGUGUAGGUUAGCUGCUCUAAGGAUUCCUUGAUGUCCGCCAUUAGUUGUUUUAUCCCAAAUCGCACGCGAGUCGAGAACUGAACACACACAGCACCGCUGCGCUGCAGAACACAGGAU
Geodia barretti is the source of this 4548-nucleotide messenger RNA. NCBI's taxonomy places the organism in Eukaryota, Metazoa, Porifera, Demospongiae, Tetractinellida, Geodiidae. The record is from the annotation of a GenBank genome assembly.